AUGCCGUUUAUCAUAACACUGCAAGAGGCGCUUAAGCGCGCGAAACACAAAGUGAAGAAAGGCCUUGGUAUCGAGUCUACAACUACUAAUAAAACUGCUCACGAACAUCAGGGCUCUCGCCGUUGUAGUACUGAGUCUGAGCCUUCGCAUCCAUCUGACAGUCCGCCGAAGGCGACCACAAGUACCUUGAUCGCAAUCGGUUCACUUCUCGCCGUUCUCGAGUCCAGUACCGACGCUCUUGGUCCGCUAAAGUCUGCGAUCGGCCAGCUUAAGCUCUGUGUAGACACAUAUAGGACCUCCUGCAAGGAUCGCAAAGAGCAUGAAGAUCUGGCAGUCAAGCUAGAUGGUAUCAUCGGCGAUCUUAUCAUACAUGCGAAGCUACCCAUGGAUCCUGUGGCGACUGAUAGCGUCAAGCGUAUACAGAGCGAUCUCAUGAAAGAAGCAGAGAAGGUGGCCGAAAUGCAGGCAAGAUCGAGCGGUAGACGACUGAUCGAUGCGCUGGAUGGCUAUGACGGGAUAGUCGAGUGCUAUCGUCGCAUCGACGGCCACCUGCAAAGAUUGACGCUAAAUGCAAGCCUCAGCACUUUCCAAGCUGUCAGCGAGCAAACAAUGGCAAAGAGGUCACGCCUAACUGGAAUAUGUCCCACCAGCGCUGCGUACUAUGGCUCAGCUGAGUCCGGCAACCUACAGAGAAGACCAUGCACCCCAGGGACCCGUGAGGCACAGAUCAAGCUGCUGCUCGAGUGGGCGAAUGCACCAGACGCUGGCAGGACGUGCUGGAUGAACGGAAUGGCCGGCACAGGCAAGACAACCAUCGCAUAUAGCGUGUGCGCCGAGCUAGAGAAGGCCAGUCGACUUGGGGCAAGCUUCUUCUGCUCGCGGACGAUGCUGGAGUGCAGUCAGGUCAAGAACAUCAUCCCUUCGAUUGCAUACCAGCUUGCCCAAUUUUCACUGCCGUUUCGAAACGCGCUAGUUGGCAUCCUAGGGUUGAAGACGGACGUGCACACGCGAGGGCUGGCCGAGCAGUACCAGAGCUUGAUCAUCGAGCCCCUAGCGGGAGUGCAUGGCUCACUGCCGGAUGACUUUAUUGUGGUAAUUGAUGCGCUAGACGAGUGUGAUAACGAGGACAGCGUUGGCCGGAUACUGGAUCUGCUUAUGACGACGCCCCCUACCCUGCCAAUCCGGUUUCUUAUAUCCAGUCGACCGGAGAACGAGAUCACGCUAAAAAUCACAGGACGACAUGAUGGAGAGGAUGAAGCUCGGUUGGUCCUGCACAACCUACAAGAAGAGACUGUCAAGGAUGAUAUCGAACUAUACAUGCGUGAUGAACUCAAGGAUAUUCGACUAACAAAGACACAGUGGACCGACAUUCUAGAGCGCUGCGGUACCCUGUUUAUAUAUGCGUCAACCGCCUGUCGCUUCAUUAAACAAGAGCACAAAGUAGAUGCGGCCAGCGAGGCAGUGAGCACCAUCAUCGACUCACCUUACAUGCCAAUAGCAGGCGAGAACCCCAUCGAUGUGCUAUACCUCACGAUCCUGAAGACUGUAUUCGAGAAAUCAGGUAUGAGCAAACAGAGCGUGGUCAAAAUGAAGAACAUACUCGAGACAGUAAUAUGCGCCGUUGAACCAAUGGCCCUGGAAGCAAUCGCAGAUCUUCUUGCGCUAAAUAGCGUCAAACAGGUGUAUCGACUUCUCCAUCCCUUGCGGUCGGUACUGCAUGUUCCGAGAGAUACCGGAGUAGUCAAUACAUUGCACGCAUCGUUUCCUGACUUUAUGCUCUCCUCGGCUCGAUCACUUGACUUCUGCUGCGACCGAGCAGGACGACACACGACACUAGCUCAAGCGUGCCUAGGACUGAUUGAUACGGCAGAGCCGAAGAUGAACAUAUGCAGGCUGCCCUCGUCUCACCACUUGGACGAAGAAGUAGAAGACCUGAGAGCGCGGGUGGCAUGGGCGAUCUCACCCGGACUUGCAUACGCAUGCCGAUACUGGUCGACUCACCUGGAUCGCAGUGCAUACAAGCCAAUACUGCUGGACGCGGUUCGCAACUUCUUCUUUGCAAGGCUGCUGCUGUGGAUGGAGGUCGCAAAUCUGACUGGCUCGAUGCGAUACGGUGUGGGCACAGGCACAGUUGAGUAUGCAGAGAGAUGGUGCGUGAAACAUGGCGCGCCAGAGGCCGUAACACAGAUAGCCCACGACGCAUGGCAGUUUGUAUCGGUGUAUGCCAACCACCCUGUAUGCCAAAGCACGCCUCACAUAUACGUUUCGAUGCUUCCAUUCUGGCCUCGCUCAAGACCCAUAUCCCUCGCAUACAUGCCAAGGACAUCCGAUCUGGCUCAGCUGACAGGGACGGCAAUCGGCCGACGACAGCUAGCGCUUAUGGCCACCUGGAAAGUGUCGAAUGGAGAAGUGUUUUCGAUCAGUCUGUCAGGUGACGGAAGUCGGCUGGUGGUGCCUACCGAUACCGGGAUCGACAUACUGGAUACGACGACAGGCGAGAGUGUACACAGCCUCACUGACGAGCGUGCACAGAGUGUCUCGCUGGUCGCGAUGUCUCCCGACGGCAAUCAGGUCGCCUUUGCUAAAUAUGAGGAUAUCCUAUACCUGUGGGACAUUGGAAACGGGGGAGCCAUUACAGCGCUGCUUCCAGAUGACGUUUGGGAUGUGACUUGCAUUGCAUUCUCCGUCGAUGGGUCUCGCGUCGCAUGCGGCAGGAACAACGGAGACGUGUACAUCUGCUCAUUACGGCAUACAGCAGGCAGUCUUGGCCCACUCAAGGGCCAUACUGACUGGGUCCGCUCGGUUGCAUUCUCUCCCGACGGCUUGCAUCUUGCAUCUGGAUCAGAUGACAAGACUAUCCGAGUGUGGAACAUGCAAACAGGCGAACAAGUCGGUCAACCGUUCGAGGGACAUACCGAUUGGGUGCGCUCGGUGUGCUUCACUACCGAUGGGUCCCGCCUUGCCUCGGGGUCUGACGAUAAGACUGUUCGAGUGUGGGACAUAAAAACAGGGAAGACCGCGUCGGAGCCACUUACAGGGCAUUCUGGCUAUGUGUACUCGGUUGCCUUCUCACCCAACGGUAAACUCCUUGCCUCUGCAUCACUGUAUAAAACCAUACGAAUAUACAGUGCCGAAACUGGUCGGGUCGCGCUCGGCCCACUCGAAGGACACACAGAUACAGUCAACUGCGUAACGUUCUCCCGCGACGGCACUCGCCUGUUCUCAUGCUCUCGCGACAGAACUGUACGCAUAUGGAACGUGCAAGAUGUCGACACCCAUCCUACCCCCACGGCUACUCCCACCUCCACCUCUCCUAUCUACUGCAUUCGGUACUCCCACAGCGGGAAGCGAGUCGUGUCUGGCUCACGGGAUGGGACGGUUCAGGUCUGGGACACCGAGACGGGUGAGCUGGUGCUCGGGUCCCUGCGCGGCCACAAAGGGGAGAUUGCAUGCGUCGACUACUCACCGAACGAUCAGUACAUUGCGUCUGCUUCAUAUGACAGCACACUGCGUAUCUGGAACGCACACACCGGCAAGGACAUCCAUGGAUCAAUGCGCGGCCAUACCGACAACGUGAAUGGUGUACGAUUCUUGCCAGGCGGCUUGGCGAUCGUCUCAGGGUCGGAUGACGGCACUGUCCGAAUGUGGGACGUCAGCACUGGACAACAACUCGCGCGGCUUCUCGAAGCACGCAACCGGAUCCUCUCGGUUGGGGUCUCUUCCGACGGGCAACACGUAGUCUGCGGCUCGAUGGAUGGCACGAUACAAGUGGUAGACCGACAUGGCGCCAAGACACAGGACGAGCCAAUCAGCGGCCAUACCGACUGGGUUCGCUCGGUGGAGUUCUCUGAUGGGAUACGUUUCGUGUCAGGAUCAGAUGACAGAUCGGUGCAAAUAUGGGAUGGGCAGACAGGGAAGCCGCUAGUUGUUUGUGGCGAGCGCUACAGGGCCCAUCGCGACUGGGUGCGCUCCGUAUCGACCUCCCCGGACGGUCUCUAUGUAGCAUCUGGCUCUGACGAUCACACUGUGCGUGUGUGGGAUGGGCAGACCGGCAAGCUGAUACUCGGUCCUCUGAGAGGACACACUCGUUGGGUCCGGUGUGUUCAGUUCUCGCCCGACGGUUCGCAUGUCGCAUCGUGUUCGGAUGACGGCAUAAUCCGGUUCUGGGAUGUGUCGGGCUGCAGGACAGAGUCACUGGAGCAUGGGUCGACGAGUGCAGAAAUGGGGGUGGCGAUCUCUGAUAGGAGUGGUGAGAAAGGGUCCAGGAGAUGGUUGGUAGACGGGGACGGAUGGGUGGUGGAGUCGCCGAGACGCAGAGUGGCAUGGGUGCCAUCUGAGCUACGUGCUUGCCUUCUUAGUCCCUCAGAAGAUUUCCGGAUUGCUGCCGCAGGGUAUCUCAAACUGGAGUGGCGCGGAGCUAAGACUGCGCGUUGGGACAGAUGCGACGGUCGUGCGACACAAGUGCAGAUGGAUGACUCAUGGGCUGAGCAGCGCAAUGGGGGCGGGGCGGUAAUCACGAAAAGGGCGACCGAAUGGCUUGUCCAGUCCGGAGACAGGGCGAAGCACCGACGCGCUCUUGCCACAGCUGCGGUCAAAACGCUCUCCACGUCAUCAUACCCGGAUGUUGGCUUGGGUCUCAGACUUCGGCGUUGCCCACCGUGUCCCUUUCCAUCCCAUGCCCUGACCUGGUCGCACUCGGCACGACAAGCCAAAGGCAACGAGCAAGAGAUAUCGGUUGUGACUGCGAUGGGCGAGGAGCUCGGCAUCCAACGAAUGGGGAACGAGGAGGAAGGCGGGCGAGGAGGUCAAGUGCGCAGAGCAGGAGAUGAGGCGAUUGCAGGCGGAGAGGAAGCGCCAGCAGGAAGGGCAGACGGCCGAACCGAAGGCGGAGAGGACCGGCAAAAGGGAGAGGAGGAGGACAAGAGAAAAGGAAAGCAAGAGCCAGAAGAUGAAGCCCAGGCGGAUAUCAACGACAACGCCGCCAUACACGUCCCGACCCUGCGCGCAGUGCACACAUCCCUGGUCUGCGUCGAAUCGCUUCCAGGGAUACAGGAAAGGCAUACGACAUGGACGGAACGUGCGGCACUCAAGGACAUGACAAGAGCCGUGGAAGAGAGCUCUGAGCUGAAGUUGGUCGACAACUCGCGGUCGGAACUCGGCAGACUGGCCAAUGCCAUUCACGACAUCCUCUCGCUAAGCCUGUCGUACCCUACCCGCGCUGAGACAGGUGCUAGCCAAGCUACUGACGGCUUACUCGCUGGGACGUCUGGUGUGGCCGGUGGUGGCGAGGCGCCACGCGAGGUUCUGAGAGAUCUAUUGGACGAGGCCGAACAGGUGGACGGGGAGCAGGCAACGAGCGACAACGAGUGGCGCAAGAUGAUCGGCCGCGAGCUGGAAGGCAAGAGCGACCCAGACGACAAGCCGCCGACGCUGGAGACCACAUCUCAGUACACUGACCGAAUGGUCGGCCAGCUCGCACUCUACGCGGCCAUCCUUCAGACGUUGCCGAUGCCGGCUCAGAUUGAGCCUGACUCGGUGCCUGCUCAGUUCAGACCGGCCAAGCUAUGGACGUGGCUUGCUCGUGUGCUGAACUCGGGCAAGCUGCUGAGGUCAUGUUCUGCGCCGCAGUGCGUGUCUGUUGUGCUGGAGGCGGCAGGGGAGGGACUGUACGAGGCGUAUGGGACGCAGUCCAGUUUGAGGUCGCAAGGACCUGACGUCGAAGGCAAGGCUGGAGGCGGUGUCGAGGACGAGGGGAUUCAGAAAGGCAAGCCUCAAACCCAGCCGCUUCUCCCCGCUCCAAAAGGACCAGAAAUAUGCGAAGGGGGAGAUCUUUUAAUGGAUGAGGACGAAUUCGUACAAGAGCCGUUUUCUCACAACAAUGUACCCAAACCAGAGCUCGAGAUACCACUCGACCCUGUCAAUGAUCCUCCACCGGCACCCGAGCCCCUGCACAACUCACAACAAAGGCUUCGUACCCCAAGUCCACCUCUCCCUUCGCCGUCACUGGAAGUGGAAUAUGACUCGGACAAAUCGGAGUCCUCAUAUGAGUUCUCACACACCUUGAAUGACCCGCCCGCACUCCGCUUUGCCUAUCUUAAUGCUCUUGCCGAUCACGUUGUACGCAAGCAUCCCGUUCGCGACGCCGAAAUAAAUCUCAAGAAUACUCUAAUAGCUCUCCGGCUCAUUCCUGGUGGCAUUCCUGAUCAUAUCAAACCUUUAACCACCCUCAAGUCGGUUCGCCGACAUCUUGGACUCAACACUUCUGGAUUAUUACAGCAGGUUCCUAUAUGCGACAAAUGCUAUAUGCGAUACUCUAUGGAGGAUGUUCUGGCAGCAGACCUCCUAGCUACUUGUACUAGAGAACGCCCUAGCUGCUCUGGGAGCUACAUGAAGAUCAAAACUAGAAAUGGAAAACCAAAGAAAAUACCCGCUAAAGUAUUACUUUACAUGAAGAUUAUUCCAUCACUUCGGCACAUGCUGCUUCGACCAACAUUUGUGCGGCUUCUCAAGAAAGGCUCAGAAGCUAGUGUACGGGAGCGCCCUCCCAAUACCUACUACGACAUUUCCGAUGGGUCUGUUUGGAAGUCAGCUCGCGUAGGUCUCAGGCGGGUUUUUCGACAUGAUGGGACAGUGGCUGAUGAACCAAUAACUCCGGGAAGCAAUAUGCGCGUCUCAAGCUUGGGCUACGGACUCUUUGCAGCCUUGAAUAUCAACUGGUUCCGCGUAUCAAAAAAACGCAGCUCCGGUGCUAUUUAUCUUGCAAUCUUGAACUUACCCCGAUACGCCCAAUAUCACGUUCAUAAUGUAAUCUUGGCUUGUGUGAUUACUGGCCCAAAAGAACCUCACCUUGAAGACUUGAAUUUUGUCCUUGAACCCAUAGUUGAGUCCUUUAAGCGAGUUGCAGUUCACGUCUAUCAAGAGAACCUUCCGCAGGCAGUGGAACGGCUCUACUCGUAUCCAACAUUACUGGGAGCAGACAUACCUGCACGUUCCAAAUUUAACAAGAUUCCAGCACACUCACAUAGCAAAGGGCCUGGAUGCAACUGUAAUAAGAAUACUGCGGAUCUCAACAACCCACAAGCAAAGGCAUAUGACCCAUUGGAAUUUGUCUAUGCUGAUGAGUACAAUAUUUUACAACUCUCAAAAGAGUCUACCAGCAGCCCCAGGGCAAGGGCUUGCAUUGCCAAGGAUUAUGGCAUUUGA
Rhizoctonia solani is the source of this 7203-nucleotide messenger RNA. Its product is annotated as Vegetative incompatibility protein HET-E-1. Gene Ontology annotation, molecular function: protein binding. The transcript is spliced from 23 exons. Gene Ontology annotation, cellular component: nuclear pore. Gene Ontology annotation, biological process: poly(A)+ mRNA export from nucleus. The record is from RefSeq and is a predicted model, not a curated record. The coding region runs from base 1 to 7203 and encodes 2400 amino acids. Lineage: Eukaryota; Fungi; Basidiomycota; Agaricomycetes; Cantharellales; Ceratobasidiaceae.